This is a messenger RNA of Aspergillus affinis, 507 nucleotides long. RefSeq lists its product as uncharacterized. NCBI's taxonomy places the organism in Eukaryota, Fungi, Ascomycota, Eurotiomycetes, Eurotiales, Aspergillaceae. The transcript has a single exon. Bases 1 to 507 code for a protein of 168 amino acids. The record is from RefSeq and is a predicted model, not a curated record.
AUGAAGGCAAUGGGACCUCCCCGUUUGCGCCAUCCACGGGCCACCGAGCAGGCGGAUAUAAAUCCCGUCGCCCUGCGUCCGCGGCUGACCCCCAACGGUUGCGGAACGAUGCCCUAUCACUAUAUCUACAUCGGCCCCUUCGAGAAGGGCGCCGUCAAGCGCCGUCGCCAUUGGGUCGCCGUCUCGCGGGCCAUCCUGGCUAUCGAACGGCGAUACAAGAUCUUCGCCGCCUGGAACGAGGACUUGAUGCACGAUCACUUUCUCCUGCUGCUUUGUUCCCCGCACGUGCCCGACACCCAUGACGGGGAGCUGAACCUGCUGCGAGACGCCCUCGACGCCCUCGACGCCCUCCAGGGCCACCGGGAAGGGUACGAAGUGUCUUCCCUGCCCUCCAUGUUCGUCCUGCCCUCCUUCGGUGACGACGUAGUGCGCGAGCCCCCCCGGUUCUAUCGAAUGAAGCGGGCGGAGCGGGAGAAAGCUGCCAGUCAGAAUUCCCCGCCUCCAUAG